AUGGGAUCACAAAUGAAUAGAGGGCCAAAGAAAAUAAUUCCUGGAGAUGAUGAUGAAGGCGAAAUAUAUCCGGGAUUUUCUCUUGAUAAUAUUUUAAAUGGCGGAACUGGAGGCACUGGAAGAAGUAUGUCUCCUGGCCGUUCUAAUUUUAAUAAUAAUAUGGGUGGAGGUGGUAGUGGAUAUUAUGGUAUGGGUAAUCAAAUGUCAGGAGGAAUGGGUCCAAUGAAUCCAGGCAUGGGAGGAGGAAUGGAAAUGGGUGGAGGUAUGGGUGGCAGUCAAGGCUCAAUGAUGAACCUUGGGAUGAUGCCUGGGGGUAUGAUGGAUACUGGGGAUGUUUUGGGUGGAUAUGGCUCUAAUUACGGUUCUGAAAAAAGACUAGAUGUUCUUGAAAUGGGGCCAAAUGAUAAUUUCAAGCCACAGCGACAAUCACAAUCAAAUAAUAUGAGACAAAUGGCACAACCACAAGAUUCUAUGCCACGAAUAUCAAUACCUCCAUAUUCUGCCGAAGGGGAUGACGAUAAGGAAGUAAAACCGAUAAUUAGACCAUUAAAGCGUUAA
Meloidogyne enterolobii is the source of this 558-nucleotide messenger RNA. The record is from the annotation of a GenBank genome assembly. Lineage: Eukaryota; Metazoa; Nematoda; Chromadorea; Rhabditida; Meloidogynidae.